GCGGUGCGAUUUGCGGCAUUCAACCUCCACGGGGCUUGUUGAAACAAUCUUGGUCAGAAAUCUUCAAUUUGGCUCUUUAAUGACGAUAAAUCUUCAAUUUGGCUCUUUACUGACGAUAAAUCUUCAAAUUGACUCUUUACUGACGAUAAAUAAUUGAAGAACUUUAGGAGAAAAGAACAAUAAAGAGUCAGACACUGAACUUAAAGGCAAACUUGGUUGAGGACUUCAAGCAUGCCAAAGAUGGAAGAGAAAGUGUCUUCAAAGAAGCACAACCAUUGGGUGAAUCCAUCAUUCAGCGACUUGCUGGGGGACAACUUGCCUACUUGUGGAAAGAAACGUUCUUGCCAGGCUUUGGCUUCCAGAAGUGAGAAGAAGAAGCCCCAGAAGAGGAAAGGAGAACCGGACUCUGGCUGCCAGGACCAAGAUGAACCCUGGGUGCAAAGAUACGCAGCACGCUCAAAGGCGGAGCUUGCAGUGCACAAGAAGAAGGUCCAGGAAGUGGAACAUUGGCUCAGAUUGCAUUCAAAAACAUCACAGGGUGGACUAUUACUCCUGACUGGACCCUCAGGCUGUGGAAAGACUGCUACAGUCCAGGUUUUAUGUGCCGAGCUGGGCCUAAGGAUCCAGGAGUGGACCAACCCCACUAGCGAGGACUCACACAGUCAACACGGACUGCUCUAUUCCCCUCUAGACUGGAACAUGAACAGUAGUUCCCAGUCAGCACAAUUCCAAGAGUUUCUCCUGAGGGCCAACAAGUACACGUGCCUGAAGAUGGUGGGGGAUGUCAGACCUCCUGGCAUGAAGGUCAUCUUAGUUGAGGAAUUCCCAAACCACUUUUACCGGCAGCCUGGCAGUCUACAUGAUGUUCUCAGGACCUUUGUGAAGAGCAGUGGCUGUCCUGUGGUCUUCAUCGUGUCCGACAGUCUGAGUGGAGACAGCAGCUCCAGACUCCUGUUUCCAAGAGAGCUGCUGGAGGAGCUGCACAUCACUUGCAUCAGUUUUAAUCCAGUGGCUCCAACCUCCAUGAUGAAGGUCCUGACUCACAUUGCAACACUCCAGAAGACUAGCAGACUGGAUCAGGCGGUGCUGGAGCAGUUGUGUUCAGGAAGUUCAGGAGAUGUUCGCAGUGCCAUCAACAGUCUGCAGUUCUCCUCCAUCUCAGACGGGGGACUGCAGAGGGACAGACCGCUAACCUCGCAGAAGAAGGUGUCUUUCAAAUCAGGCCAGAAGAAGAAGUUCAGGUCAUCCCAGGUGAAGGAGGAAGAACAAAGUGUUGGCAUGAAGGAUGCUUGUCUCUUCCUGUUCCGAGCUCUGGGAAAGAUCCUGCACUGCAAACGGGCAAGUCCUGAAUGUGCUGAGCGUGCAUCUUUACCCGCACACCUUUGUCACCACCACAGAGAACCUUUACAGCUGGACCCUGAGUUGGUCGUAGAACGUUCUCAUGUGUCCGGAGACUUCUUCAACCUUUACCUGCACCAGAACUACCUGGACUUCUUCUCCAACAUUGAAGAUGUGGAUCGAGCCAGCGAGUAUUUGUCUGAUGCAGACCUGCUCACAUCUGACUGGACGAGUCGGAGUGUCUUGGAGGCGUAUGCGUCCUCAGUGGCCACUAGGGGACUUCUCCACUCCAACUGUCAACAAGCAGCAGUUGGCUUCAGACCUCUGCACAAACCUCAUUGGCUGCUGGUCAGCAAGAUGCAUCGUGAGAAGUGCCUGCUGGCUCAGUGCUUGUUCAGCAGCAUGUGUGUGACACCUGUCAGCCUUCACACUCACCUGCUGCCUUACCUGGCCAAGCUCACCAACCCUCUGAGGAGCCAAGACUUUGUCCUGAUGAUGCAAGAACUCCAUGAGGCGGUCAGCCUGGACGACGACAUGAAUGAUGGAGACCUGGGUGACGGGACCACCUUUCUGGGGGACGGGACCACCUUUCUGGGUGACGGGACCACCUUUCUGGGUGGUGGGACCACCUUCCUGGGUGGUGGGACCACCUUCCUGGGUGGUGGGACCACCUUCCUGGGUGGUGGGACCACCUUCCUGUCCAGCAGAAGGAAGAAGCAGCCCUCAGGAGAAACAUCUUGUCUUCCCAAAGUCAUGAUACCUGCAGGCUGGGAGAAGAAAGUUCCAGCAGAGUCCAUGAUGGACAUGUCCAACCAGGAGUUGCAAGACCGACUCCAAGCAUCUGGCCAGAUGAUUGAUGCAUUAAUCAGCGAGCUGGAUGUUGCACGUCGUUACCUGAAAGGAAAAUUUGCAGCUCUGAAGAUCCUGCAGGGAAAGGCCAUCCUCGACAGAGCAACAAGUCACACUCAAAGCUUGCUGCACAAAAGUGAGGAGAGGGCCAAAGCACUGGAGACGGAAGUGAACAGCUUGCAGUGGGAGUUGAGUUUCAAGCAGUUGCAGAUGAAGAAGAAUGAGCAGUCGUGGGAGCAGAAAUACUGCAUAAUGCUGAGCGAGAAGAAGACACUGGCAGACAAACUGGAGGAGAGAGACAGAGAAGUUGAGAGGCUGCAAGUGGAAAACUCGGUGUUGAGGCUGCAUGAGUGCUCGGAGAUUGUUUCCAUGCUGAAGGUGACGGAACAGAACACUCACCUAAGAAACAAAGAUCAGUUUUGGCCUGAGAGGAACGUCAGUCUUCUGGAGCCUGCUGUGCAGAGAGAAGCCUGCAGGUGUCACUGUUGUACUGAACCCUGCCCGUGCAUGCAGGGAAGAACUUGCCAGAAGAAGCUGCUCCAACUUCAGCAGGAGCUGGAGGCUGAGCGUUGGAGGAGAGAAGAAGCAUCGAUGGUUUCUGAUGCUUUUCGUAUCGCUUUUGAGCAACAAAUGAAGAACCGCAGUGACAACUUGAUGAUGUUCACUCAAAAUAACUUCCUGAAAAGUUCUUCAGGGGGUGUCAGUGAGAACCUGAGACACUUUCUUCCGUCCCACAAGGAAGCCAAGAUGUCUGCUGCUCUUCCAGACGCUCUUUAUGAACUUCUGGACUUGCUGAGCGACAAGGAAGAGGCUUUGGCCCACCAGAGGAAGGUGAGCACCAUGUUGGCCCACCAGUUGGAGAAGAUGCACCAAGUCAAGAAGCCAUCAGAAGAAGACCACAGCAAACAUGGCCUCCUUUCAUAAAACCAUCACAUGUUCCUUCCAACAAGUUCAGUCCUGACUUGAUGUGGUGUGACAUCCCAGAUCUGGAGGUCUCACGGUAUUGAUUAUUGGCUCCAGCCAUGGGACCACUCACUCAAAAGGAUCUUUCAGGGGCCUCCGCUUUUAAAAACCUGGCUGUGUACUAAGUUGAGACGUGGAUCUGCAAAUGUGCGCUAACGCCAACUUCCUGUUUCCUGUUUGCCCAUUUCUACAGGCUGAGGGUGUGGUGGUUGCGGCACAUUGAUGGCAGCAGACUUAGUGUUGCGUGCGGCUGCUGCCACUAGUACCUCUCCUGGGUUGUCAUAAUAAAUUGAGU
Nerophis ophidion (straightnose pipefish) is the source of this 3445-nucleotide messenger RNA. Its product is annotated as cell cycle checkpoint protein RAD17-like. The record is from RefSeq and is a predicted model, not a curated record. NCBI's taxonomy places the organism in Eukaryota, Metazoa, Chordata, Actinopteri, Syngnathiformes, Syngnathidae. Gene Ontology annotation, biological process: DNA damage checkpoint signaling; mitotic DNA replication checkpoint signaling; DNA repair. Gene Ontology annotation, molecular function: chromatin binding; ATP hydrolysis activity. The transcript has 26 exons. The coding region runs from base 232 to 3111 and encodes 959 amino acids.